CUGUUGACGGUCCAUGGAUACCCUGUCAUCGGCGUUAUGCCCGCAGAUUCGGUCUCGUCUCCAUCCAGAGAUUGAGUGAGUAGGAUAUUUGAUCGUGUCACGACGCACAGGCCCGGGCUUCUUCACCCUCCUCACCCCCUAUCGCGCCACAUGAUGUUUCUUCGUCUUCCCACAUUAUAUUUUCAUGGGCAUGAUGCUGUGUGCUUCACAGAUUGAGCUUUCUCCCCUCACUCAUCUGCAGGUACGACUGUGUGGAGUUUGGAUAUAAGUGCGAGAAGGACAAGACAAGACAUGGAAUAAAGGGAGACAACUGAAACUACUUGAAUCAGAUCCAUAAAAGAAACCUGACAUUAACAAAAAAAACAGCGAGGCUGGAAGAGUGCUGUAGAGUGAGGAAGAGAGAAGUAGAAGAGGUCAUGAAGAUGGGGUGUGCUCAGACGAUGUUUAGUGUUUAGACUCUACAGUUCACUCCGUCAGCCGCCGGUCAAAGCAGGAUUCUCCUCGCUAAAACCCAGAGCAGCUCAUUUCGCCUGCUGGUGGAGCCCCCACCCUCGGUGAUGUGAUGAAUAAGUUUGAAGUCCUUGGCAUUGUGGGAGAAGGAGCGUAUGGAGUGGUGCUCAAGUGCAGGCAUAAGGAAACCAAUGAGCUGGUGGCCAUCAAGAAGUUCAAAGACAGCGAAGAAAAUGAGGAGGUCAAGGAGACGACGCUUCGGGAGCUGAAGAUGCUUCGGACACUGAAGCAGGAUAACAUCGUGGAGCUGAAGGAGGCUUUUCGCAGGAGGGGGAAACUCUACCUUGUCUUUGAAUAUGUGGAGAGGAACAUGCUGGAGCUAUUAGAGGAACUGCCAAACGGUGCACCGCCUGAUAAAGUCCGCAGCUACAUCUACCAGCUCAUCAAAGCCAUCAACUGGUGUCACACAAAUGAGAUAGUACACAGAGAUAUCAAGCCGGAGAACCUCCUCAUCAGCUCGGAGGAUGUUCUCAAACUCUGUGACUUUGGUUUUGCUCGUAACCUGUCUGAAGGAACAGAUGCCAAUUACACUGAGUAUGUGGCGACAAGGUGGUACCGCUCGCCUGAGCUGCUGCUGGGGGCUCCCUAUGGAAAGGCAGUGGACAUGUGGUCGGUGGGGUGCAUCCUCGGGGAGCUGAGUGACGGACAGCCACUGUUUCCAGGGGAAAGUGAGAUCGAUCAGCUCUUCACCAUUCAGAAGGUUUUGGGGUCACUUCCUGCAGAACAGAUGAAACUCUUCUACAACAACCCUCGCUUUCAUGGAAUCAGAUUUCCCUCAGUUACUCAUCCUCAGACUUUGGAGAGACGGUACCAAGGCAUCUUGAGUGGUUUGAUGUUGGAUCUGAUGAAGAACCUGUUGCUGCUAAACCCGACUGAGCGUUAUCUGACGGAGCAGAGUUUAAACCAUCCAGCCUUCCAGCCUCUGAGGCAGGCAGAGAGAGAGAGGACUCUUCCUGCGUCUCCCAACCCACCGCGCUCCUCCAAGAGGAAAACACACCAUCAUGGAGAGAACACAGUUCCCACAAGGAGUCACACUAAGAGCACGAGCCGCCGCUCCAAAGAAUGUUCCAGCCUCCCUCGCCAUGGCGACCUCCAUCACCUCGGCAACAAGAGUUUCCUCAAUGGUAACAAACCAGCCCCGUCCAGUUUAAGUCCUACGCUGCACCCCAAGGCCCAGUACAUGUCCCAGACCCUCAAUCGUUCUGUCUCAUCCAACAAAGACCUGGCUAACAACAACCUGCCACACCUCCUUAGUCCCAAAGAAGCCAAAGGCAAGACAGAGUUUGAUUUCAGCAUGGGACCCUCCCAAAAGCUGCCGGACCACGGGGCGAAGUACGGCCACAGCAAACCCAGCUCCACUCGCUCUCAGCAGCAGCAGCAACUGCAGCAGCAGCAGCAACUGCAGCAGCAGCAGCAACUGCAGCAGCAGCAACAACAGCAGCAGCAGCAGCAACUGCAGCAGCAGCAACAACAGCAGCAGCAGCAGCAGCAACAGCUGCAGCUGCAGCAGCAGCAACAGCAACUGCAACAGCAGCAGCAGCAACUGCAGCAGCAGCAGCAACUGCAGCAGCAGCAGCAGCAACUGCAGCAGCAGCAGCAGACCGGCCGGCACACCUUCCUGGAAGGCAAGAACAACACACUGCAGUCUGGAGCAGAGAAGCAACAUGGCCGACACGCCCACAGUAUGGCAGACUCUUCUCACGGCUCCAUGUCCUCCUCUUCGAAGAGUUCAGCGUCUUAUCUCAGCCUAUCCAAGAGCCACAGUGCGCUAAGUGAUGCCAAAUCUGUAGGGAACCUCAGCGACGGUCGACUCCACCCAGAUGACCCAAACUCCAACACGACAGUAGGGGUGGGACCCGGGGCCCGCUUCUUCCCUGCCAGCUGUCUAGACCUGAAUGCCCCUUCAGUUCCCCAGGGGCCUCCUGGCAGCCCUUCUGCUCGGCACAGUGAUCGAUCCGGGCACAGCCCCGCCUCUCGUAGCAGCGGCAAUGUCCGCAUGGAGAGCAGCACACUGGACUCCUCAUCCAGACACAAAUCCAGACAUAAACCUUUAGCACCAGAGGAGGCCGGUGCUCCGGAGCUCUUAGACCCGGGAGGAGCAGGGAUACCCUCCACUCACACUCUGCCUUCCCCACAUGAGUCUUAUCAUUACGGCCUGGGCUACACCUCGCCCUUCUCUUCUCAGCAACGGCCUCAACGCCACUCUAUGUACGUGAGGAGGGAGCGGCACCGACCACACGGGAACGAGGGUGGGUUGGCGGUCUUGCCAUCGCCGGGGCAGGCCAUACCGACACGUGCCAGUAGCCUGCAGCUCCUCUCCCCCCAACUGCAGCACCGGACCACCCUCACCGGACACUCAGUGAGCUCUUCGAGAGAGGACUGCACUGAUGACAUGACGAGGAGUGAGCAGUCCCCUAAAGACAUGAGCCACCCUUGUGCACCCAUCAAAGACUCUACGCGGGACAACACUGCUGCUUUUCAUACACAGCGCUCUAAAAACGAGGUCGGCAUGUAUCACGACCCUCAUGUUGAGGAGGGAGGUUCCUCCAAGGAGAACCGGAUGAUCUUCACUGAGUCCAUGCCUCGGAGAGUAGGCAGCUUCUACCGAGUUCCUUCCCCCAGACCAGACAACUCCUCCUCUUUCCAUGACGGUAUCGGUCAGGGUCGAGGGCCGGUUGUACCCGUUAUACCCGGAGACCCUGUUGUCAUGGUCAACCACUCCAAGCGGCAGACUGCUUUUGACUGGACCGCCGCAGAAGCAAUGGUCAUGAAUCCUCCAGAGCCCGCCAAAGAGAAGGAAAAACAAGGCUUCUUCAGAGCCAUGAAAAAGAAAAAGAAGAAGACACAAAUAACGGACAUGGAGGACGGGAGGAACCCCAGCAUCAAGAAAAGCCUUUUCCCCCUCUUUAGCUCUAAGAAUAGCUUAAAGCACAACUCAGCUGUCAAAGUCCUCCCUGUAGUCGCCUCGCCUAUGGUACAACACCAGCCUACCGUGCCCUACCCUGCCUCACCAGUUCCUGGUAACGGACAAGAACACCUGUCGCUGCAGAGAAGCUCUAAGUCGUCCUCUCACCACGGCAGUCGACGGAAAAACCGCGAGAGAUCCAGAGACCGGGAGCGGGAACAGAGCCGAGACCGAGACCGGGACAGAGAGAGAGAGAGAGAACGGGAGAGAGAAAGAGAGAGAGAAAGGGAGAGAGAGAGAGAAAGAGGGAGGGAGAGAGAGAGAGUGAAUGACUGGCCACCAGACAAACCAGUAGACUCACACUCUCAGAGUCAACCACUCAAGUCACUCCGCAGGCUCCUUCACCUCUCCCCUUCUUCCUCAAAUCAAGGACAGCCUCCUCCCCCUCCUCCAGACCUUCGCUUCCAAGCCCCCAUCCCCAACCCCCCUCAGCCCUCCUCCAAAGCAGGCUACCCUGAAGGUCGAGGGCACGGCGAGAGCAGGGGGCACUCCGGGGUGAGCAGCACCGCCCAGGCUAAGAGCCGCAAGGCCAGCUACCCCCUCCCCGGACAGAUCGAGUCCAGCUGGCACGUGUCUGCUUUACAGCGGGCGGAGGGCGCUCAGUUCACCCCCGAACAGCUGGGCAUCAAACCGGGGCAGAACGGACCCACCUUUACCCGAGCCUCCCGCACCAGGAUGCCAAACCUCAACGACCUGAAGGAAACUGCGCUGUAAACACCCCCACCUCCAGUAUGGCUCUACCCCUAGAAGCGCCUGCCAGAUGCAGACAUCAUGAUACUGUAGUAAAAGUUUACAUGAAAGCCUAUUUCACUGGAUCGAGUCCUCAUUCAGAAACGUAGUUACUUGUUGAUGCUCAUAUCUCUGAAAUCUACAAAGACCAGACGUUGAAACACAAACACCAGUAACAGUGUUGUUUAGGGAAUCAAAGACAGGAAAGGGCUCACUCCCUCUUGGGAUGCCAGUACUGUAUCAGUUGUAUGUUAUUCUCUCUCUACUUAACAAAGUGGGAGCAUCAGAAUAAGCUGAUCUUUCCUGUCAAGAAGACACUGCCCACGUGGCCUCUUUGCUGCCAUCUUCUGCUCACAGGAUUCUACAGCAAAGCAACACAUCAGACAGCCGCUGUCACACCGGUGGCCAAUAAAGUCAAAUGUUUUUCAAGCUCUGAUAUUUGAUAAGAACAAAAAAAAAAAGAUUUAUAUCAACAUUAUUUAUUAAAUAUUUAUUUGUUUUCAAUUCAAGGAUAUAAGCUAUAAAUGACACAGUAUGUAGGCUAUAUGGGAAUAUUAUAAGGUAAUAUAGAAUUAAAUGUGUACUUGCAAAAGCUUUAGUUUCAACACAAAGAAAAUCAUAGAUAUUUAUGUGUUGAUAAUACAAUAUGUCAAAAUAAAUAUUUAAUAAUG
Molecule: messenger RNA, 4875 nt
Organism: Cottoperca gobio
Lineage: Eukaryota; Metazoa; Chordata; Actinopteri; Perciformes; Bovichtidae
Gene: cdkl5
Product: cyclin dependent kinase like 5
Biological process (GO): protein phosphorylation; regulation of dendrite development; positive regulation of axon extension
Cellular component (GO): dendrite cytoplasm; nucleus
Molecular function (GO): protein kinase activity; ATP binding
Source: RefSeq, a predicted model, not a curated record